AUGUAUUUAUGGCUACUUCUUGCACUGCACAUCGGCUUUCUCUCGGCACACGAUGAGACCAUCUCAAAAUUUGAUAGUCAACAGUAUUCAGUACGCCAGGAUGUAUAUAAUAAAAAUACAAGGUUUUUAAUCUAUGAGGUCAACCCCGGAGAGGGCUUCAACCUGAGAAGAGAUGUCCAUUCAAGAAUUACAAAUACUGUGCGAAUAUUGAGAGAAAAAGGAGAAGACUUCGUGCUCGUGCUCCCACCUUGGGGAGGAUUAUACCACUGGGGAGACCGAGCCGUUAAAGUACCCUGGUCUACCUUUUUCGAUCUGAAAGCCAUGACAAGAUUUGUGCCGGUUCUGGAGUUUGAUGAGUUUAUAAAAGUCCACGGUUCUGACAUCCUACCCCUUGUUGUCUAUCUACAACAUUAUAAAGAAGGCUGGGGCGAGCAUUACGAGAUGAAAUGGGACAAAAGAGAAUGUUUGGAGGAUGGUCGAAGGCUUUAUAGGAUGGAUCCAGAGGCUAAAAAAUGGCGUGGCUGGUUCUUCUCCUACCCAGACAUAUACGCCGAUAAAUUUGAAUGCGUGUCUUUUCAAGGGGAUUCCACGAUCUUAGCAAAUAUGAUCUUAAAGGAUUAUAAAAACGAAAAAGUAAUCUUCCUCGAUCGUGGGGAGACCAUUUUGCAUCAUGAUUUUGGGGGAGUAAAUUAUUGGAAAGCCAGAAGAUGUAUGAGAUACGCACCUCAUCUUAUGCUAAUUGCAGCCGAGUAUAGAAAAGAAUACCUUGAUUCUGAAGACGAAAAAGAUGGCACCGUGCUUCCGGAGAAAUGGGAGGACGAGAAGCAGGGAGAAGCUACGGGCGGCCCUUAUAUCUGUCUACAUUGGAGACGAAAAGAUUUUGUGAAAGCUCAUGGAAAUGAGCUACCAAGCAUUAAAGGGACUGCAAAAAUUGUUAAAAAGUUGCUUAAACAAGAAAAUCUCACUAAAAUAUUCCUAUCAACUGAUGCACCUAUUGAAGACAUUUUCAGAUUAAAAGAAUACGUGGGCGAUAAAGGAGAGAUAUUCACGUUUGAAGAUGAUCAAUUAAGUGAUGGUGAAAUAGCAAUUAUCCACCAGAUUAUCUGCAGUCGUGCUCGUUAUUUUACUGGCUCUCACGUAUCCACGUUUUCUUUCCGGAUUCAAGAGGAUCGUGAGAUUCUGAAAUUCCCAUUCCAAACGACGUUUAAUCGGAUGUGCCCGGAUGGGAAGAAGGAUUGUGAGCAGCCGACGCAUUGGGAGAUUAAAUAU
Messenger RNA from Mesorhabditis spiculigera, 1269 nucleotides. NCBI's taxonomy places the organism in Eukaryota, Metazoa, Nematoda, Chromadorea, Rhabditida, Rhabditidae. The record is from the annotation of a GenBank genome assembly.